AUGACCCUGAGUGUGACAUCUGCCCUAUUUCUGCUCCUCAGUCUUCAUGCUUUUGCAGCCAUGGGAGGCAGAGCCCAGCGCCGACAGAGACAAGCUGAGGAGAGCCUGAGACCAUACAUCGGCAGAGUGGAGCCAGAAAAGCUUUGUGAGUUGCUGAAAUGCCACAGUCCAGUAGGAUCUUGGUGUCAAGUGGUCGAGGAAAAGGGAGUCCUGGUCCCCAAGUGUGUUUGUCCUCAGUCCUGUCCACGGCAGAGGGCACCAGUGUGCAGUGUUCUGGGAAAAACCUACAAGAACGAGUGUGUGCUGCACAAAGCCGCCUGCAGGAAGAGACGGCGCACUGGCCUGGCUCACACAGGCCCCUGUCUGGUCCCAAAGGAUAAAUGCACUGAGGACGAGUUGGGCCAGUUUCAAUAUCGUCUGCUGGACUGGUUUCUGCUCCUGAGUCGAAUGGGAGAGUCCUACGCACCUGCUGCCCCCCCUCAGACCUGCCUCAGCCACGCCCAGAAGACGCACCUGGCACAGAAAAGAUUUGCUCUUCUGGACAAGAACAAAGACGGCAAGUUGAGCCGCAGGGACCUGAGGAAGCUGCGUUACAAGAGGAUGCCGCUGGAGCACUGUGCCACGCCAUUCUUUCAGUCAUGUGACCAGAACAAGAACAGGAAGGUGACCCUGCGGGAGUGGACGGCCUGUCUGGUGGAUCGCUCCGAGGCCUGGUUCUUCAAUUUUAUGGCAGUGAGAAUGGGUUCCCGCAAACUGUGUCCUACGAAGAAAGAGCACAACUUCUGACCUGAGAAAAUCAAUCCCUGCAUCUCUACCGUGCCUUAACAUCAUCACCCUUACCUGAUUAGAAAGGACAUAUCCGCACACGAGGGUCACUCAUCUGUGUCACUCCGCAUUUGUAAUACACUCAUUUAUCACGUCUCACA
Molecule: messenger RNA, 926 nt
Organism: Limanda limanda (common dab)
Lineage: Eukaryota; Metazoa; Chordata; Actinopteri; Pleuronectiformes; Pleuronectidae
Gene: sparcl2
Product: SPARC-like 2
Exons: 8
Coding region: 1-786 (261 amino acids)
Biological process (GO): anatomical structure development
Molecular function (GO): calcium ion binding; protein binding; collagen binding
Source: RefSeq, a predicted model, not a curated record